Molecule: messenger RNA, 814 nt
Organism: Megalobrama amblycephala (Wuchang bream)
Lineage: Eukaryota; Metazoa; Chordata; Actinopteri; Cypriniformes; Xenocyprididae
Product: histone H2A-like
Exons: 1
Coding region: 48-434 (128 amino acids)
Cellular component (GO): nucleosome
Molecular function (GO): protein heterodimerization activity; DNA binding; structural constituent of chromatin
Source: RefSeq, a predicted model, not a curated record
GUUUUUAUUCUCUUUCAUUGAUAAAGUUACAGUAACUGAACUCCAGAAUGAGCGGCAGAGGCAAAACCGGCGGCAAAGCGAGAGCGAAAGCCAAGACUCGCUCCUCCAGGGCAGGACUGCAGUUCCCCGUCGGUCGUGUUCACAGGCUUCUCCGCAAAGGCAACUACGCAGAGCGCGUCGGUGCCGGUGCUCCUGUUUAUCUGGCGGCUGUGCUCGAGUAUCUGACCGCUGAGAUCCUGGAGUUGGCUGGAAACGCCGCUCGGGACAACAAGAAGACCCGCAUCAUUCCCCGUCACCUGCAGCUGGCGGUGCGCAAUGACGAGGAGCUGAACAAACUUCUGGGCGGAGUGACCAUCGCUCAGGGCGGCGUGCUGCCCAACAUCCAGGCCGUGCUGCUGCCCAAGAAGACCGAGAAGCCCGCCAAAUCCAAAUAAACCAGCUCCAGUCUCAUUAAACCCAAAGGCUCUUUUAAGAGCCACUCAUAUUAUCUGAUAGAGAGCGCUUUCCUUUGUUAAUAUUUGCAAAUCACAAACGCAGUGAGUGAAAUAAAAAAUCAAAUUCAAUAACUGCUACAAGAUGUGCAUGUAUAAACGAGCCAUUUCUGUUUCCAGGACAUUUUAUGUAUAAAUAUGCAUGAAAAUUAACUCUUAAAUAUGUUUUAAGUGUCCUGAACGUUACUCUAACUGCAAAUUUAAAGUAUAUAAUUUAAAACAUUAAAAACUACCGAGAAUACUAAAGAAUAGCAUUUGUUACAUGUCCCUGCUAUCUAAACCUAAACUUUAUUAUGAAAUAUUAAAUUCUUUCAGAAAUCUUA